GUCGACUAUAAUCUGUAUGAAGCUCAUUCUUCUACUUCUUGUACGAUACCAACCAAACAAUUGUAAUCAACACGAUUGCCGCCAUUGCCUGUUGCACGAGUCAGAACUAAACGCAAAAGAGCUAAACUACCAUCCCUCGUUAUUUCAAGCAUGCCAGUAAAAACUGUUUUGGAAACAAAUGAACAGGAAAAGCAAGAGAAAGAGAAACAACAAAAACUUGGGGCAGCAGCCAGGGAGGAAAAAAGCCAAAGAAUUACUGAAGAAGAAGAAGAAGAAGAAGAAAAUGGAACCAAGGAAACUGGUUAAGCGAAGAGUAUUCAGUUCAUCAGAUUCGUCAAUUGAAGUGGACUUGGUAGACACUGAUGAUGAUAAUAACUCUUCUGAGAGUAACAAGAUAUCUGAUAAUAAGUUAUGCGUCAUCUGUGAUGACGAAGGAAAAGAUCGGGGACUAUGGUUUCAGUGUCCAAAGUGUAAAAAAUGGGCCCAUGCCGCGUGCACUGAUCUGGAUAUUAAGCAAGCCAAAGCCAAGAAGUGGUUGUGUGAUUUUUGUAACCGAUUACGAAUUUUACAAUUAAAAAAAAAAACAUCACAAUUAAAAAAAGGACUUAAAUGUAUUAUUCACUCCAGAUUUGUUAAAAAGAAUAAAUUUGCACAUAAGACCAAAGAUCUAGUUAACGGUUUUGAAGUAAUUCAACUCCAAUCGUUAAGUUCGUCAUUUUACCCGACUUACCCUAGUAAGUAA
Molecule: messenger RNA, 742 nt
Organism: Psylliodes chrysocephalus
Lineage: Eukaryota; Metazoa; Arthropoda; Insecta; Coleoptera; Chrysomelidae
Source: the annotation of a GenBank genome assembly